Molecule: messenger RNA, 759 nt
Organism: Daldinia caldariorum
Lineage: Eukaryota; Fungi; Ascomycota; Sordariomycetes; Xylariales; Hypoxylaceae
Product: NAD(P)-binding protein
Exons: 2
Coding region: 1-759 (252 amino acids)
Molecular function (GO): oxidoreductase activity
Source: RefSeq, a predicted model, not a curated record
AUGGCUUCCAACGCCUCUCCCUCGCUUAACGGCAAGAUUGCUCUCAUCACUGGUGCCUCUAAGGGUAUCGGCAAAGCCUCAGCCAUCGCACUCGCCCGUCUUGGUGCCACAGUUGUCAUCAACUAUUCUUCCGAUGAUCAAGCCGCGCAAGAUACGCUGGCCGAGGUGCAAAAAUUAGGUGCAGGCGAGGCGCGUCUGGCGAAAGCAGACGCCAGUUCCGUAGCAGGCGUACAAUCAUUAGUCAAGGAAACUGUGGACACUUACUCCAAGAUCGAUAUACUUGUAUCGAACGCCGGUGUUUUGCCUAUGAAGGACCUUGAACAUACAACCGAGGCUGACUUCGACCGUACCUUUGCCAUCAAUGUCAAGGGGCCGUAUUUCCUAGCCCAGGCUGCCGCGCCGCACAUGGCGAAGGGUUCGCACAUCAUCUUCUUAUCUACCACCUUGACCACGGCCUCCACGGUCCAGCCCGGCUACCUGCUCUACAACAGCACCAAAGGCGCCAUCGAGCAGAUGACACGCGUGAUUAGCAAGGAUCUCGGACGAAAGGGAAUCCUCGUCAACGCUGUCGCGCCUGGUCCCACUGGAACCGAGCUGUUCUUCCGUGGCAAGAGCGAGGAGCUGCUCAAGACCAUUGCGAGUUUCAACCCCCAGGGCCGCAUUGGCACGCCGGAGGAGAUCGCCGAAGCUAUCGUUUUCUUAUCUCACUCGUCCUGGGUUUCUGGUCAGGUGCUUCGUGCCAAUGGCGGCAUGGCUUAA